Messenger RNA from Aricia agestis (brown argus), 559 nucleotides. RefSeq names its product macrophage migration inhibitory factor-like. NCBI's taxonomy places the organism in Eukaryota, Metazoa, Arthropoda, Insecta, Lepidoptera, Lycaenidae. The transcript has 3 exons. The record is from RefSeq and is a predicted model, not a curated record. Gene Ontology annotation, molecular function: phenylpyruvate tautomerase activity. Bases 91 to 447 code for a protein of 118 amino acids.
CACAACGACUCGCCGAUUGUGACGUUAUUCGGUUAUUUAACAUUCAAAAUUCGAACUAACCUGACGUCUCGACUCCCGACUUACUGAAAAAUGCCUGUCCUAAAAAUUUUAACGAAUCUAACAAAGGACAAGAUUCCCAAUGGAAUGCUUCCUAAACUUAUCACGUUAUUAGCUGAGCUCGUGAAAAAAGACGCAGCUAGGAUCACGUGCAUUAUAUCAACUGAGUGCAGCCUGUCUAUGGGUGGGAAUACAGACGAGCCAGCCAUCGUCAGCACCUUGGAAUCUAUUGGAAAUUUAGGUCCUGACGACAACAAGAGAAUCAUAAAAGGCUUAUCAGAAUUCAUUGAGAAGGAGCUUAAAGUUAAAUCAGACAGAUUUCUUCUAACCUUCUACGACCUCAAAGCUUACGAAGUUGGGAAAUCUGGUACUACUGCGGACACUUGGUAAAACGAAAGCAAAUAAAAAUUUCCAAUUUACUCUGUUACCACUUUAUUAAGUAUAUUUGAAGAUCAUUUUUAUGUAAUUCUCAUUUAUACAUUAAAUUUUGGACGUGUCACUA